UGGCGCUAGAGUGUCUGGUGUACUGUAAGCUCCCAGGAGUUUCACUCUUUUAGAGUUUGACCUGCUAUUAUUUUUUACUCCUAUGACGUUAAUGGACAAUCAUGUCUGAAGAAGAAAACAAGGUUUCCGAUGAACUUUUUAAAGAUGUCAAAUUCUACGUGGUUGGGGACAUUGAUGAAAAGGUGGUGCAGCUGCUGAAAGCAGGAAAAGGAAAGGAGGUGUCCUACAAUGCUCUGGCUACUCACAUCAUCGCAGAAGACGGGGACAACCCCGAGGUGGGCGAGUCUCGAGAGGUGUUUGACCUGCCUGUUGUCAAGCCGUCCUGGGUGAUCCUGUCAGUGCGAUGUGGAGACCUGUUACCAGUCACUGGAUUCUCUCCAGAGUCAGGACAGAUAUUCUUUGGGGUGACGGCUUGUCUUCCCAGUCUCCCAGAUGAUCUUAAUGCUCUGUGGGCCUAUGUGACUUUCUAUGGAGGCGAAUGUCAACUUAACCUCAACAAGAAAGUCACACACUUAGUGGUGAAAGAGCCAAAGGGGGCCAAGUUUGAAUGUGCUCUCAAACAUCCAGGCAUCAAGAUCAUCACCCCAGACUGGAUCACUGACUCUGUUAAAGGUAAGAGCAGGAAGGAUGAGGCUCUCUAUCAUCCUCGCCUCACCUACGUGGAGCCUGAUGAAGACGAGGAGAGUGAAGCAGAGUCUUAUGAGCACUCUCAUUCAGACGGAAGCUACAGCCCGCGCCGCUCCCGCAUGUCCAGCGGCGGCUCAUCCGGCGAGGAGUCCAGCCCCCGCAGACGACCCGGACCCAAGAAGCUGAACUCUGUCUCGCCGUCGUCCCCCCGCAAGCCCGAGCGCCGCAGCGAGCGUAUGUUCGACGACUCGGACGACGACUCCUCCACGGAGAAGGAGGGAACCAACCUGAACUGGACACCGGCAGAAGUGGUCACGCCGACACCUCCCGUUACUACAGGAACAGCCAGGCGGAGGCCAGGCCCCCCCGGCACUAAAGACCCCGUGUCAUCUACAGGCAGCGGGCUCAUCAACCUGUGUGCCACCGUUCCUCCUGUUCCUGGAGGAGGAGGAGCCAUGCCAGCUGAGGCUCGCUCUGCUGCUGCUGCUGCCAUCACUCACACUACACAGCAAGGAGGUGUGUCAGUUCCAGAGGGCAUCCCUGGGUGGAGUCCAGCUGCUAGAACGCUGCGCAACAUCACCAACAACUCUGACAUGCAGCCAGCCAAUCGGCCUGCCAACGUAGCACAUAUCAUCCAGAAUUUGACAGCCAAUCAGACCAAGCCAUUGGAGCAGCAGACCAAUCAGAGCCAUACUCAGACCCCCAACAGUACCAAUCCUCUGAUGUUUAAUCAGUCUAAACUGGCGGGGCAGCCCCUCACAGCAGAGCAGCAGCAACAGUUACUGCAACAGCAGCAACAGUCACACCAGGCUGCCCAGCAACAACACCAACAGUUACCACAGCAACUGCAACAUCCCAUGAUGCACUUGCAGCAGCAACAGCAGCAGCAUCAAAUGAUGCAGUUACAUCACCAACAGCAACAACAUCAACAGCAACAGUCUCAGGUUGCACAACAACAACAACAACAACAAGCCUUCCCACAGUUGCCGCAGCAACAGCAGUUCCUGCAACAACAGCAACAAAUGCACCAACAGCAGAUGUUUUCACAGCAGCAACAACAACAACAACAACAGCAGCAGCAACAGCAGCAGCAGCAGCAGCAGCAGCAUGUAUUCUCCCAGCAGCAGCUGCGACCCCAGCAGCUCCUGCGGCCCGGCCUGCAGCAGCUGCAGCAGCAACAAGCACUACAACAACAGCUGCAGCAGUUCCAGCAGCAGCAGCAGCGCAUGCAGAUGUUACAACAGCAGCAGCAGCAGCAACAAAAUCAGCAGCAGUUACAUCAACAGCAUUUGCAGCAGCAGCAGCAACAGCACCAACAUUUCCUACAGCAGCAGCAGCAACACAUGCAGCAGAUGCAGCAGCAGCACCUGCAGAGCCAGCAGCAGCAGCAGCAGCAGCAGCAGCACCUGCAGAGCCAGCAUCAGAACCAGCAGGCCAUGCAGCAGCAGCAGCUCCAGCAGCAGCAGACCACGCUGCCACCUCAGCUCCAGCAGCCUCCACUGAUCUCCCAGCUGUUUGGACACGAGCCAGGACAAGAGAUUCCACAGGACGGCUUCCUGCUUGGCUGUGUGUUUGCUGUUGCUGACUACCCAGAACAGAUGGCUGAUAAACAACUGCUGGCCACUUGGAAGAGAGUCAUCCAGGCUUGUGGAGGGGCUGUAGACCCUGCUCUGACCAGCCGCUGCACACACCUGCUCUGUGAGAGUCAGGUCAGCAACAUGUAUGUACAGGCUCUCAGAGAGGGGAAACGCUGUGUAACAGCACACUGGCUCAACACUGUACUGAAGAGGAAGAGGAUGGUUCCUCCUCAUCGGACACUACAUGUGCCCUUUGCUUUCCCUCCUGGAGCCAAGCCUUGCUCACAACAUAUCAUAUCAGUGACUGGCUUUGUGGAUGCUGACAGAGAUGAUCUGAAGUUGAUGGCCUACCUAGCUGGUGCCAGAUACACUGGAUAUCUGUGUCGCAGUAACACUGUCCUCAUCUGUAAAGAACCCAGCGGGCUCAAGUAUGAGAAGGCCAAGGAGUGGAAGAUCCCAUGUGUGAAUGCUCAGUGGCUGUGUGAUAUACUGCUGGGAAACUUUGAAGCACUGAGACAGAUCCAGCACAGCAGAUACUGUAUCUACACUCACCCUGAACCACUGGUGCCUAACCCACAGCUGGUCCAGAACCUGCUGGCUGCUUGGAGAGCUCCCAUCAAAGUAUCAGCUGAAGCUUUAGCGAGUCUGCAGCUGAUCCAGAAGCAAAAGCUCACUGACUCCACUAACCAGCCAGCCAAUAAGAAGGCCAGACUGGAGGAGAUCCAGUCUCCCAGUAAGAAGCUUCCUCCAGAGUCCACACCUCGAGUCAUGUUCACAGGGUUUGAACCCACACAAGUACAACUGUACACAAAGAGGUUACAUGCUUUAGGUGGAGAGGUAGCAGACAGCAGUCAGAAAGUCACUCACCUGGUGGCCAGCAAGGUGACCCGCACUGUCAAGUUCCUCACCGCCAUGUCUGUGGUGAAACACAUCGUCACCCCCGACUGGCUGGAGGAGAGCUGGAGGAGCCAGAAGUUUGUGGAUGAACAGAGCUACAUGCUGAGGGAUGCAGAGGCUGAGGUGUUGUUUGCUUUCAGUCUGGAGGAGUCACUAAAGAGAGCUCACAGUGCACCGCUCUUCAAGGGGAAGUAUUUCUACCUCACCCCUGGGAUCUGCCCCAGCCUCAGCACCAUGAAGUCCAUCCUGGAGAGUGCUGGAGGGAAGCUGCUGGCCAAACAGCCCUCCUAUAGAAAGAUCAUGGAGCACAAACAGAACAAGAACCUUCCAGAGAUCAUCUUAAUUUCUUGUGACAACGAUCUACACCUGUGUAGAGAAUACUUCCUGAAAAACAUCGAUGUUCACAACGCUGAGUUCAUACUGACGGGAGUUCUCACUCAGAAACUCGACUAUGAUUCGUAUAAAUUCACUUGAUGGCGAAGCAGAGAAGACCUGAAGAAGAAGAAGAGGAACAGCAACCUGUGUACAGUCCAACCACACUGACUUUUCUAUGUUUUUAUUCCUGUGCAUAGAUAUUGAGUCAUUUUGUAGCUUUUUGUUACAUGUUUGAGAAUGAAAUAAAUGGAUGUUAUUUUUGUGAAAUGAAUGUUUAAAUUAUGAACGAUUUUAACCUUUUUCCUGUUAUUAAAAUAGAAUGUGUAAAGGCCUCAGCUCCAACACGCUGCUUUUUGGAAUAAAAACAGUAAAUUAA
This is a messenger RNA of Scomber japonicus (chub mackerel), 3852 nucleotides long. It is a transcript of the gene paxip1, whose product is annotated as PAX interacting (with transcription-activation domain) protein 1. Gene Ontology annotation, cellular component: nucleus. The transcript has 23 exons. Gene Ontology annotation, biological process: positive regulation of transcription initiation by RNA polymerase II. The record is from RefSeq and is a predicted model, not a curated record. The coding region runs from base 102 to 3575 and encodes 1157 amino acids. NCBI's taxonomy places the organism in Eukaryota, Metazoa, Chordata, Actinopteri, Scombriformes, Scombridae.